AUGUCUUCUGCAGUCUUACCGUCUCGAGAACGAUGCAUCCAUAUCACUGACAACAUCCAACAAUGUCAGUGUCCAUGGUUCGCGUCGCCUCCGUUAGACCCGUAUGUCUGUGGCCAGUGCGGACACGGUAUUCACGCCCAUGUCGACUACGUUUCGAUGGUCGUGAAUCAUUAUCCCCCGACUCAGUGUGCUGCGUAUGUCCAAAAGACACCUCUUGCGCAACGUUGCACGUGUGAAGCUCAGCUUUGCGAUCACAUCGUUGCCGAUAACGCAUAUCGUAUUGAGGAGCCGUGGAACGUGUUGGACAAUUUCCCGGGAAAUAAUGACGCUUCUCAUAGUGUCGACGCAAUCAGCUUUUCCAACGACGUCGUCAACAAUAUAGCCGCACAGUUCGUCAACUCUGAUACCGACAGCCUUUCUCACGACGCGAACCUCACCCCGAUCACUGCUGCACCUACUUUCCCCCUCAGUCCUCGCCAUGCAUUUAGCCCUUACAAUGAUGACGACGACAUACCACUCGCUCCACACAUGCCCUCAGGCUCUCCUUCGGCCAGCCACACCUUAUCCGGUAUUCAAUCGGAUGUCACUAGGCCCAAGGUUAUACCUCAGACCGUUACUUUGUUCGAUACCCGGACCAUUCCAUGGACAAUCCCUACACUCGUCGGCCAGACGGCAGUGCGACGGGCGAGAGUUUCCAGUAUCAGUAUUGUUCGCUAA
Messenger RNA from Desarmillaria tabescens, 717 nucleotides. RefSeq lists its product as uncharacterized. The transcript is spliced from 3 exons. The record is from RefSeq and is a predicted model, not a curated record. Lineage: Eukaryota; Fungi; Basidiomycota; Agaricomycetes; Agaricales; Physalacriaceae. Bases 1 to 717 code for a protein of 238 amino acids.